UAGAGCAAAUAAAAUACACUGAUAUCAUGAAAUCCAAGUGUGAAAAGAGAAGAUUUUAAAAGUAUCCUCCAAUACCAUGGGUCUUGGAAUUUUGUGUAAUAGUAAUAUUGUCAGCUUCCACUUUUGUUCUUAUACUUGUCAUAAUAAUUUCAGUUACUUCAAUUUGUCAGUUUCUUUGUUCAAUUUCACUACCAAAAUGGACUCAAUACACACAAAAAAAAAAAACUCCAAUUUUGAUUCUUGAACAAGUGGACAACUAAAUUGAUCAAAGAUUUCAACUUUUCUUCUUCUUGAUUGUUUUCCCCUCUUUUAGUUUUCUUGGACUAGAGGAAUGGUUAUCAGUGGUGUGAAAGCAUCUUCAGUAGCUAUGGUUUCUAUAGACAUUUGCAGCAGAAUUUCUCCUAGUACUAGGCGAAAAUUCCCAAACCCUUUAUUCUGUAGGAUCAUCAGGUGUGAUUUUGAUGGUCGCGUUGGAUGUUGGAUUGGGAAUGAGAAAGGAAAAUGGAACAAACUGGCUGCUGCUGCUGCAAGUACAAAGGCACCUAAAUUGGGAAUGAGCAUUUCACCUUUGCCUUCCUCUGCUGCUCUAGCAGAAACCCGAUGGUCCUCACGAGCCAAGUUCUAUAAGGAGGUUUUGAAAGAUGCUAGGGAAAAGUUUACACAGGAGAUAUCAUUUCAGUCCAAGGACAAAGAUAUAUCCCUGGCAAAGGCUUUACUCUACGUUGCUUCUGAAGACGAGGCAUUUAUGGAUUUCAACCGGGAAAUGGAUUCUUAUUCACUCCAAAAUGAACGAAGAUCUACUUCACUGCCAUCUGAUACGCUAGACUGGAAGUGCGUAGAAGCCACGCCUCUGGCUGGAAAGAAUAUGAGUGAGUGGAUGGCCGAGUUAGAUUCCAUUGCAAGGGAAGUUGAGGCAGAGCUAGUUCCGAGAGAUAUAGGAUGCCAUUUGGUUGAAGUUUUGGAUGCAGUGAACGUUGUUCUUUUUAAGUCGAGGGGUUUCAAAAGGUCAUCCGUGAUAGUGGACUCAAAAUGUUCAUACCUGCAUUCAGUGUUAAGCUCUGGAUAUUGUAGCGCAAUUUUGCUUAGCGUCAUUUACAUCGAAGUUUGUCGAAGACUUAAUCUAACCAUUGUGGGAUCUCGAAUUGGAGAAGAAUUCUUGAUAUGGCCCCAAACCGGAAACCCUGAGGAGCUAUUCAAGGUUACUUCUGGUCACAGCUUGUUUGGUAUUGUUAACGGGAAGUGCGUUGAUGACCCUAGAUCAAUGGCCUCGGACAUCAAUAGCAAUUCACUGUUGGAGCUUGAGAUUGCAACAAACCGAGAUAUUAUCGGAAUUGCUUUGGCUAAUCUCAUGAGGAUUCAUUGGAAACGUGCGUCAAGAGCAAAUCAUGGUUUGAUGCUGACUUCUCCACUUAGGUCUGUGGAUAAGUCUGACGAGAAGUUUAAGAAGACCGAUGCUUCAACUGUACCUUUGCUGAGGCCUCAAGAUUUGAGGUUCAAGAUGCUAAUAUGCAACAUUUGGCAUGAGAAAAGGAGAACCGCGAAUAAUUUUGGCUACAUUAUUAUUCUUAUUGAUUCUAACUUCCUACAAAAAAAAAAAAACUUGAUCUACUAUGCUGCAAUAUUGCAUGAGUUUUAAUUCCUCCAUCUGGUUUUUUAGUUAGUCAAGCAUAAUUAGGUUCCCAGAACUUUCUCAUUUAUAGCACCAUUUGGUUUGACAAAGUGCUUUCCAUAUCUAAACUCGGUGGUCUAUCUGAAUAUCUGUGUUGCUCGGACUCUCCAAAAAUGUUGUCGCACCUGUGUCUGAUUCUCCAAAACUGCACUUCUUUUGGAGGAUCCAGCAUAUUCACCCGUUGAUAUUUCUUUGGUCUGCCAAAUAUGUCUAACUUGCUCUGAUCUUUAGAUAUGAUCGUUAAGAAUGAAAUCUUUCGAGUUCUCAUCAGUGUUAUAUCCAUGUCCAUUUCUGCAUCCUAGUAUUUCGAUAGUUUGUUUUCAUCAAACAUGGGAUUACCUCGACUUGGCAUUUGAUUAUCAUCUCUAGUGCAUUAACUUUUUAUCCGAAAUGUAGAAACAUGCUUGACAACAUUUCUCAGGUGUUUGUUUUAUUAGUUUAGGCUAGUAAGAACGUCUUUUUUCAGUAGAAGUUUUGACCUUAGCUAUCGAGGUAUUAAUUUUUGUGUGCAAUAUAUUUCUCGCUUGUAAUGACAAUAUGUCUGGGAUGGUACCAACUUUCUAGGCUGGCUAUUAUGGCUUCGCAAAGAUUGCUGAUUCUGCAGCCACACAAUUGGGCUCUGAGGAGAGACCACGGCAUGAUGUUGUACUA
Messenger RNA from Solanum tuberosum (potato), 2320 nucleotides. RefSeq lists its product as uncharacterized. The transcript is spliced from 8 exons. The record is from RefSeq and is a predicted model, not a curated record. The coding region runs from base 332 to 1636 and encodes 434 amino acids. NCBI's taxonomy places the organism in Eukaryota, Viridiplantae, Streptophyta, Magnoliopsida, Solanales, Solanaceae.